AUGACAUCCUGCUUGUCACGGACUCUGGCUCCGGUUCGCACUCGCUUUGUCAGUGCUCCUAUUGCCGCAAAGGUGUUGAGCUCGUCUUCUAUUCGCCUCUACUCAAGCACCAAGAGCACAUUCAGCCCGCACAAUAUUCACCGAAUCUCCAACAAACCAGACCACAUACAGACCAAGCUGCCCUCAAAACGGGACGUUGGCAAUGGCAAACGCUUCCACGAAUUUGAUAUGGAAGACCGUGUCUACGCCAUUACCGGAGGUGCACGUGGACUAGGCCUCUCAAUGGCCGAAGCCCUCAUCGAAGCAGGCGCAAAGGUCUACUGCCUCGACCGCCUCGAAACUCCAAGCGCGGAAUUCCUCGCAGCUAAAGACACUGCCGAAAACGAAUACGGCGGUCUCCUGGAAUACGUCCAAAUCGACGUCCGAGACCACAAGCAAGUAGAAGACACAUUCGCAUACAUAGCCGCGCAGCACGAGCGCCUAGACGGGCUCAUCGCCGCAGCCGGAAUCAACCACCUCCAAAGCGCACUCGAGCACGACCGCGCAGCCCUGGACGACGUCAUGAGCAUCAACUACACCGGUGUCUUCAACUCCGCCACUGCGGCCGCCCGCCAGAUGUUCGCGUACCAGGGCAAAGGAUCGAUCCUGCUCGUCGCGUCCAUGUCGGGACUGAUCGCCAACAAGGGCAUGACUUCGCCCGUAUACAACAGCUCCAAGGCUGCUGUUAUCCAGCUGGCUCGCUCGCUUGCCAUGGAGUGGGGACGCCAUGGGAUCCGGGUGAACUCGUUGUGUCCAGGCCACAUUAUUACGCCGAUGGUUGAGGCUGUUUUUCAGCAGAAUCCGGCUGCCCGGGCUACCUGGGAGGCGGAGAAUAUGCUUGGGAGGUUGGCGCUGCCGGAGGAGUUUAGAGGUUGUGCGCUUUUUGCUUUGUCGGAUGCUUCGAGCUUUAUGACUGGUAGCACUAUGCUGAUUGAUGGCGGUCAUACUGCCUGGUAA
Messenger RNA from Penicillium verhagenii, 996 nucleotides. Its product is annotated as putative short chain dehydrogenase/oxidoreductase. Gene Ontology annotation, cellular component: intracellular anatomical structure. The coding region runs from base 1 to 996 and encodes 331 amino acids. Lineage: Eukaryota; Fungi; Ascomycota; Eurotiomycetes; Eurotiales; Aspergillaceae. The transcript is spliced from 2 exons. The record is from RefSeq and is a predicted model, not a curated record. Gene Ontology annotation, molecular function: oxidoreductase activity, acting on NAD(P)H, oxygen as acceptor.